AUGAGAAGAGAUCCUUGGUAUUUGAAUCUAAACGAUAAAGAGCUAAAUCAGAAAUUCAGUUGUAUUCAACAAGAAGAGGAUAAAAGACUUCGAGAGGUAGCAAGAGAACAUGACCAGCAAUCAAAAUGGUCAUUGGGAGCAAGCGUUAAAGAAAUAAACGAUUUUCGGAACAGAUAUAUUAAUAUUAUGCCAUAUGAAAAGAAUAGAGUACAUUUAAAUGUGACAAAAGGUAAUGAUUAUAUCAAUGCGUCCUAUGUAAACGUUGAUAUAUCACAACAAUCCAUCUCUAGUGGGCAUUAUAUUGCAACACAAGGUCCAACCAGGAAUACAUGGGGUCAAUUUUGGCAAAUGUGUUAUCAUGAAUGUCAUAGCAACAAUAUAGUAAUUGUUAUGGUGACACCUUUGAUAGAAAAAAGUAGGGAAAAAUGUUUCCCUUAUUGGCCAAUGGGAUUUGAAUACCAUGAUACUAAAAGAUAUGUGUCUUAUAAACAGUGUCCUUCUGGCUAUGAAGAAGAUCUGAGUAUCUUUAAGCAAUCCUUAGAAGUUAAAUAUGAAAGUGCAAAACGGUUUGACGAUCAAUACACCUUAACUAUAUUGAAAUUGAUACCUAAGAAUGAAGACAACACACAGAAACAUGAGUUACCUGUCAAAACAGUAUAUCAUUUUUAUUUUGAUCAGUGGGAAGAUAUGAAAAAACCUCAGGAAAUAAUCCCAAUUAUGAAGCUUUCUCAGCAUUCCCACAGAUUUAUCUCAGGCGAGGACCCAAUAAUUGUGCAUUGUUCUGCUGGAGUUGGUAGGUCUGGAACUUUUAUUGCACUAGACCAUUUAAUACAUAAUACAGUUGAUUUUUCUGAGAAAACUAACAAUGAUCUACUGAAAUCCACCAAAUCCCAAUACGAUAAAGAUUUAAUUGAACAAAUAGUCCUACAGUUAAGAUCACAAAGAAUGAAGAUGGUUCAACUUAGUGAUCAAUAUAGGUUUAUCUACCAUGCUGCUCGUUACUUGCAUAAUAUGGAGAGUCACUGA
Molecule: messenger RNA, 1026 nt
Organism: Arxiozyma heterogenica
Lineage: Eukaryota; Fungi; Ascomycota; Saccharomycetes; Saccharomycetales; Saccharomycetaceae
Gene: PTP1
Product: tyrosine protein phosphatase PTP1
Exons: 1
Coding region: 1-1026 (341 amino acids)
Biological process (GO): protein dephosphorylation
Molecular function (GO): protein tyrosine phosphatase activity
Source: RefSeq, a predicted model, not a curated record